Messenger RNA from Malurus melanocephalus (red-backed fairy wren), 1927 nucleotides. RefSeq names its product G-protein coupled receptor 55-like. Gene Ontology annotation, cellular component: membrane. Bases 206 to 1219 code for a protein of 337 amino acids. The transcript is spliced from 2 exons. NCBI's taxonomy places the organism in Eukaryota, Metazoa, Chordata, Aves, Passeriformes, Maluridae. Gene Ontology annotation, biological process: positive regulation of Rho protein signal transduction; phospholipase C-activating G protein-coupled receptor signaling pathway. Gene Ontology annotation, molecular function: G protein-coupled receptor activity. The record is from RefSeq and is a predicted model, not a curated record.
UGAAACAAUCCUAAAGCCACAGGAGAUUCCUUCUAAAAACUUGUUGGGGACAAAGAAAUUUUCCUCAGAAGACUGGAAAAGAGCAAAUGUGAUACCUUUCGUAAGAUGAUGGAAAGGAAGGAGUUGGGAAAAGUAGAUCACUAACCCUGGCUUCAGUAUUUGAAAGAAAUACUGGAAUACCCCAGCAAAGAAUCUGUUUGCACACAUGCAGAAGACAACUCAGUGGGGAGGAAUGACCAACAACAGCAGGGAAUGCAAUUUCACAGCCAUCGACAGCUUGGCAAGGACCCUGCAGCUGGGGAUCUCCAUCCCCACCUUCAUCCUCGGGCUGGUUCUCAACACCCUGGCCCUCUGUGUGUUCUGCCGCUUUUGGAGGAAGCAGACCAAGACCUCGGUGUACAUGAUCAGCCUGGCACUCGCAGAUGCGCUGCUGGUGCUGUCACUGCCACUGAAGCUGCACUAUUCUGUGACCCCAGCCCCCGGGCUGCUGUGCUCCUUCAUAGAGGCUCUUUAUUUUGUCAACAUCUACUGCAGCAUCUUCAUCAUUGUCUGCAUCACUGUCGACAGAUAUAUCUGCAUAAGGCACCCGUUUGAAGGUCGAGCUAACCAGUCCCCGAGGCGGGCUGCCUUGAUUUGCUGCAUCAUCUGGGCAGUGGCUUGGACCUGCAGCAGCCCAAUGUUCUUGUUUCACAAGAAGGAGACUCUUAUAUGCUUUCACAACAUGUCAGAGCCAACGUGGAGUGUCCCCCUCAUUGUUUCUGUGGAAACACUUGGAUUUCUGAUCCCGCUUGCAGUGAUGGUUUUCUGCUCUGCUCAAACAAUCUGGAUUCUUCUGAAUCACAAAAGUCAAGCCAAAGAGAAGGUGGAAGAAAGUGGCUCCUUACGAGUAAUUGUCAUCAACCUYGUGGUGUUUUUGGUGUGCUUCACACCCGUCCACCUUGGGAUCUGCCUCCAGUUCCUGGUGAAGCAGCACGUGAUCAUGGACUGCAGUCUGAAGCAGAACAUCAGCCUCUUCCUCCAGGUGUCGAUGACAUUUGCCAACCUGAACUGCUGCCUUGAUGCCAUUUUCUACUAUUUUGCUGCAAAGGAAUUCCGAAAGAAAACRCACCUGAAAAAGGUUAUUGAACUGUGUCCUCUCUUUAAGCCUUGUGCCGUGCAAUGGGAUUGCCAGCAGUGGAAAAUUGCUCCUUGCCAGGACACCGACAGUGUUGUUCCCUGACAUGGCAGGGAUGGUGCCAGAGGGGGAAGGACAAUGUUUUUCCAGAGAAUGCAAAACUGUUCCAUACUUUUCUCCMCUUUAAAGUUGAAGGAGAAAAAAGYUGRAUUAAGGAAUCAGCAUUAGCAAAGUGACAGACUGACACCAAAAGAAGCAUUAGUCUUGACAUUAUCUACGAAAUGAGAAAGGCUUGCCAGCGGAAGACUAACCAGACCACAGCCAUUUAACAUCAGCUUUUGUUAUAGCUGCACCAAUUUUCCUUUUACRUAUGUGAUCAGAAAGGUGUUGCUAAGAGAAAACACAGAAAUAACUAUUCAUAACCUUUCUAAUUUAGAAGGCAUCCURGUGGUUAAAAGGCAGUAUUGAGCCAUUAGUCUGACUCUGCAGAAGUCACUGUUGGAGCUCCUGUGCUUUGGGCAGUUUGGCCAGCCUGGUACAGCAGUGAAUCCUCCCUGCUGUAAGCAUUAUGCUCUGCUCAGGGCUGCUAMGAGGGACAGCACUUUUGCUCUUUCAUGAAGGCCAGAAUAGAAACCCAAGGGAGAACCAAGUACCAGCAAUUCCUGAGCAACAAACUUUCCUGAUUACCUUUGCUGAAGAAUCAUCAUGGUUUUCUCCUGCAAUUUUAAAAUGGGUUUUGACCAUGGAAACCARAAGGACCCUUUCAAAUACAAUUUAGAGAAAGACUGAAUGUGUUCAACUCUGAUCCUACAU